This is a messenger RNA of Plasmodium gonderi, 759 nucleotides long. RefSeq lists its product as hypothetical. Bases 1 to 759 code for a protein of 252 amino acids. Gene Ontology annotation, biological process: mRNA processing. The record is from RefSeq and is a predicted model, not a curated record. NCBI's taxonomy places the organism in Eukaryota, Apicomplexa, Aconoidasida, Haemosporida, Plasmodiidae. Gene Ontology annotation, cellular component: Prp19 complex; precatalytic spliceosome; catalytic step 2 spliceosome. The transcript has a single exon.
AUGGAGACAGAAAUUAUAGCGAGAGAAACAGAAGAUGAGGAAAGGGUGUUUGAAUUGUUUAACAAUAAUGAUAAAUGUGAGAAUGAGAAAAAAACAGAUAAGAAAUUGUACGAAUUGAACCCGCUACAUGAUUUGGUUAAUGCAUUACCAUAUAUCGAUUCAUACGAUAAAGAAUUAGAGAAAAAUGCAAAAAGCAUGGUUGAAGAAGAAAUGAUGUUAAUGAAUAAACAAAAUGAAAUAAAAAAUUAUUUAGAAAAUUUUGAUGUACCCCCGUCUGUGUAUUUAAAAAAAGAAGAUUCAGUUAUACCAAAUGAAUUAAAAAGGUGUGAACAAAAUGAUAAAAUGGAAAAGUUAAAUUUAAAUUAUUAUAAUAUUGAAAACGAGACAUUAAAUGAAAGUAAAAAUGUCGAAGAAUGGGCAAAAACGUUGAAAAAAUAUGAACUCGUUUUAGAAAAUUUACAUAAUGCUCUUAUCAAUAUGGAAUUAAUGAAUAAAUAUAAGGAAGUCAUGUGGAGUGAGCACAUGAAGAUAUUCACACACAUAGAUAUCAAUUUACAAAAUAGUAUAAAAACAUUAAAAGAACAAAUUGAUAAUAUAAAUAAACAAAGAAAAUUACAUCAGUUAAGUUAUGUUAACGAAUUGUCUACCUUGCAAAAUGAGAGAAAUGAAUAUAAACGCAAAAACGCCAUUGUUCUGAAUGAGAUAAAGAGGUUACUUUCUGAAAAUAUGCUCAUGCAAUAUAAGCGUAAUUUAAUAUGA